Molecule: messenger RNA, 768 nt
Organism: Dacryopinax primogenitus
Lineage: Eukaryota; Fungi; Basidiomycota; Dacrymycetes; Dacrymycetales; Dacrymycetaceae
Exons: 1
Coding region: 26-652 (208 amino acids)
Source: RefSeq, a predicted model, not a curated record
GGAGAGUAGUGCGGAGAGGGAGGAGAUGGAUGAGAGCAGAGAGCAGAUCGACGGGAAGAAGAAGAGGAAGUUAGAGAAGGACAGGGAAAAGGAGAAGGAGAGAGAGAAGGAGAAAGACAAGGAGAGGGCGAUAGAGGAGAGCAAGUUCGACCUCGUCGUUGACUGUAUCGGUGGCCAUGACGUAUGGAGCGCUGCCCGUGCGGUGCUCAAGGACGGAGGACAGUUCACUACGCUCGUUGGGGACGAUCCUGGUUCUGCGCCAACGAUGCGUGCACAGAUCCACUCCAAUCUCCGGUCGCUGCGUCGCGCCUUCCUCACUCCUUCCACACAUGUGCACCAGCGCUCUGCCUCCCAAUCGGCCGUUUCUCUCCCCCAGCCCAAAACGGACAAAGCGAAACGAGUCGACUAUGAGUGGAUCUCCCCUCUCACCGCUGUAGAUCGGGAUGGAGAAGACGUCCGUGACACGCUUGAGGCUGUCGUCCUCAGUGCGCAGGAAGGAGUAUGUGUACCAUUUCUCUCUCUAGACCCCGAUAACCCGCAGGACGGAACGGGCCAUCUGGAUGGAGUAAGGGUCGUUGGCUUGGACGAGGCAGCUGAGGCACUGGAACGGUUAGGGGAGGGAGAGGUAGUCAUCGUCAAGGUUGCGGGAUGAACCCGGAUACAAGAUACGGAGGGAUACAUGGAUCUGAUCGAACGGUCUCGCUUGCAUGUCCUGUACUUACGCAUUCAUUAUUGUAUCCCUAGCAUAUCAGCUUCAAUUACAUUAUA